UCCUCGGCGGCCCUCGGUCACCCCCGGGAGGCAUCUCUCCGAGCGGCUGGCGGGGCCGGGCCGGGGCGGGCCAGGAAGCCUGGUCCCCGCCCGCUCGGCGAGGCCCGCGCGGCCCGCCACUUUGGAGCGGAGGAAGCGCGGGGCGGGUGGCGGGGGUGUGUCGGAAGGCGGCGGCCCCGGGUCUUAUAAUCCGCAGCGCGGGCGCGGCACGGGAGACCGGGCCCCGCGCAACCAGCACCGCGCCAUGGGGGCCGCGCCGCUGCCGCUGUCGCUGCAGCUGCUGCUGCUGCUGCUGCUGCCGCCGCCGCUCCCCGCCGCUCUGGAGCCCGGGCUGCUGCCCGGGGACUUUCCCGCCGACGAGGCAGGCGCGCACAACUUCACGCUCAGCUACGACGAGAGAGCCGAGCAGGUGCUGUUCAACAGCACGACCGCCAGCUGGGAGCACGACACCAACAUCACCACCGAGAACGCGCAGCGCCAGGAGGAAGCAGCCCUGCUCACCCAGGAGUUCUCUGAGGCCUGGGGCAAGAAGGCCAAGGAGCUCUAUGACCCGCACUUGCAAAACUUCAACAACAUCACGCGAAGGAUCAUCGAGAACGUGCGCAUCCUGGGGCCAGCCAACCUGGAGCUGCCAGAGCGGCAGGAGUAUAACUCUCUGCUAAACAAAAUGGCCCAAAUCUACUCCACCGCCAAGGUCUGCUUCCCCAACAAGACUGCCCCCUGCUGGUCCCUGGACCCAGAACUCACCACCAUCCUGGCCACCUCUCGGAGUUACACACAGCUGCUCUUUGCCUGGGAGGGCUGGCAUGAUGCCUCGGGCAUCCCACUGAAGCCUCUGUACCAGAACUUCACUGCCCUCAGCAACAAGGCGUACCAGCAGGAUGGCUUCGCGGACACGGGGGCCUACUGGCGCUCCUGGUACGAGUCCCCCAGCUUUGAGGAGGACCUGGAGAAGCUCUACCAACAGCUGGAGCCACUCUACCUGAACCUCCAUGCCUACGUCCGCCGCGCACUCUACCGCCGCUUCGGGUCCAGAUACAUCAACCUCCGGGGGCCCAUUCCGGCCCACCUGCUGGGGAACAUGUGGGCGCAGAGCUGGGAGACCAUCUAUGACAUGGUGGUGCCUUUCCCCAACAAGCCCAACCUCGAUGUCACGGACACCAUGGUGGAGAAGGGCUGGAACGCCACGCACAUGUUCCGGGAGUCUGAGAGGUUCUUCACCUCCCUGGGGCUAUUGCCCAUGCCUCCUGAGUUCUGGGCAAAGUCGAUGCUAGAGAAACCCAGCGACGGUCGGGAGGUGGUGUGCCAUGCGUCUGCCUGGGAUUUCUACAACAAGAAGGACUUCAGGAUCAAGCAGUGCACGCGGGUCACCAUGGACCAGCUGUCCACAGUGCACCACGAGAUGGGCCACAUACAGUAUUACCUGCAGUACAAGGACCAGCCCGUACCCCUGCGCCAAGGCGCCAACCCUGGCUUCCAUGAGGCCAUUGGGGACGUGCUGGCACUGUCCGUCUCGACACCUAGCCAUCUGCACAAAAUUGGCCUGCUGGACCAGGUCACUAAUGACAACGAAAGCGACAUCAAUUUCCUGUUGAAGAUGGCCCUGGAAAAAAUUGCCUUCCUGCCCUUUGGCUACUUGGUGGACCAGUGGCGUUGGGGGGUCUUUAGUGGGCGUACCCCGCCAUCUCGUUACAACUUCGACUGGUGGUAUCUGCGAACCAAGUAUCAAGGGAUCUGUCCUCCAAUUGCCCGAAACGAGAGCCACUUUGAUGCUGGAGCGAAGUUCCACGUGCCCAAUGUCACGCCGUACAUCAGGUACUUUGUGAGCUUCGUCCUGCAGUUCCAGUUCCAUCAAGCCCUGUGCAAGGAAGCAGAUCACCAGGGCCCCCUGCAUCAGUGCGACAUCUACCAAUCUACCAAGGCAGGGGACAUGCUCCGGAAGCUGCUGAAGCCCGGCUUCUCAAAGCCCUGGAUGGAUCUUCUGAAGGAAGUGAUUGGCACAGACAAGCUCGACGUGCAGCCGCUGCUCGACUAUUUCCAGCCGGUCACCCAGUGGCUCGAGGAGGAGAACCGGAAGAACCAGGAAGUCCUGGGAUGGCCAGAGUAUCAGUGGCGUCCCCCGCUGCCCCCCAAUUACCCAGAGGGCUUUGACCUGGUGACCGAUGAGACAAAGGCCAGCGAAUUUUUGGAGGAAUAUGAGCAGAAAUCCCAGGUGGUGUUGAAUGAGUACACCGAGGCCAGCUGGAGCUACAACACCAACAUCAGCACAGAGAACAGCAAGAUCCUGAUGGAGAAGAACGCCCAGAUGGCUAACCACACAGUCAAGUUCGGCCUCUGGGCCCGGCAGUUUGACGUGACCAACUUCCAGAACGCCAGCAUGAAGCGGAUGAUCAAGAAGAUCCAGCACAUCGACCGGGCGGCACUGCCCCCCAAGGAACUGACAGAGUACACCCAGAUCCUGCUGGACAUGGAAACCAACUACAGUGUGGCCUCCGUGUGCCAUGACAAUGGCACCUGCCUGUCGCUGGAGCCUGAUCUCACUUCUAUUAUGGCCACAUCCCGGAACUACGAGCAGCUGCUAUGGGCCUGGAAGGGCUGGCGGGACGAGGUGGGCAAAUCCAUCCGCUCUUCUUUCCCCAAGUACGUGGAACUCAGCAACAAGGCAGCCCAGCUCAAUGGCUACAGAGACGCAGGAGACGGGUGGCGGGCAGUGUACGAGACGCCAGCCCUGGAGCCUAUCCUGGAGCAGCUGCUGGAUGAGCUGCAGCCGCUCUACCUGAACCUACACGCCUACGUGCGCCGGGCCCUGCAUCGCCACUACGGGCCCCAGCACAUCCACUUGGAGGGCCCCAUCCCCGCCCACCUGCUGGGCAACAUGUGGGCACAGACCUGGUCCAACAUCUACGACCUGGUGGUCCCCUUUCCAUCAGCCCCCAAGUUGGAUGUCACAGAGAACAUGAUCAAACAGGGAUGGACCCCUAAAAGGAUGUUUGAAGAAGCCGACAAUUUCUUCACCUCCCUGGGCAUGCUGCCCGUGCCCCCCGAGUUCUGGAAUAAGUCCAUGCUGGAGAAGCCGACUGACGGGCGGGAGGUGGUAUGCCACGCCUCGGCCUGGGACUUCUACAAUGGCCGGGACUUCAGGAUCAAGCAGUGCACCACCGUGAACAUGGAGGAGCUGCUGGUGGUACACCAUGAGAUGGGCCACAUCCAGUACUUCAUGCAGUACAAGGACCAGCCCAUAACCUUCCGGGAGGGCGCCAACCCUGGCUUUCAUGAGGCCAUUGGAGAUGUGCUGACCCUCUCGGUGUCCACCCCCAAGCACCUCCACAGUAUCAACUUGCUGAGCAGUGAGAGUGGCAGCUACGAGGAAGACAUCAACUUCCUGAUGAAGAUGGCGCUCGACAAGGUGGCCUUCAUCCCCUUCAGCUACCUCAUCGACCAGUGGCGCUGGAAGGUGUUUGAUGGCAGCAUCACCAAGGAGCACUACAACCAGGAGUGGUGGAGCCUCAGGCUGAAGUACCAGGGCCUAUGUCCCCCAGUACCCAGGUCUCAAGAUGACUUUGACCCAGGGGCCAAGUUCCACAUUCCUGCAAAUGUGCCUUAUAUCAGGUAUUUCAUCGGUUUCUUCAUCCAGUUCCAGUUCCACGAGGCGCUGUGCCAGGCGGCUGGUCACACGGGCCCCCUGCAUAAGUGUGACAUCUACAAGUCCAAGGAGGCGGGGAAGCUUCUGGCGGAUGCGCUGAGACUGGGAUUCAGCAAGCCGUGGCCAGAGGCCAUGCAGCUGCUCACGGGCCAGCCCAACAUGUCAGCCUCGGCCAUGCUCAACUACUUCAAGCCGCUGCUGGACUGGCUGGUCACGGAGAACGGGCGGCAUGGGGAGAAACUGGGCUGGCCCCAGUACGACUGGUCUCCAGACUCGGCUCGUGCCAACGACGCCUCAGGAGGCAGCGGCCUCGUCAACUUCCUGGGCAUGAAUCUGGAGGAGCAGCAGGCCCGUGUGGGCCAGUGGCUGCUGCUGUUCCUGGGCGUGGCCCUGCUGGUGGCCACACUGGGCCUCACCCAGCGGCUCUUCCGCAUGCGCAAGCAGAGCCGCCAUCAGAUGCAAAGUGGGCCCCCGUUCGGCUCGGAGGUGGAACUCAGGAACUCCUGAAGGCCCGGCGGGGCCAGAUCAAGGAUGGGGCUCUCGAGCCCAUCUCAGCCCCACCCCCCGCCUCCAGCCCUGCCCCUUCCACCCUCUGCAUCCAGUGCUGUGCUGAAGGCCCAUUCUGCACGCUCCAC
Molecule: messenger RNA, 4278 nt
Organism: Sorex fumeus (smoky shrew)
Lineage: Eukaryota; Metazoa; Chordata; Mammalia; Eulipotyphla; Soricidae
Gene: ACE
Product: angiotensin I converting enzyme
Exons: 25
Coding region: 245-4150 (1301 amino acids)
Biological process (GO): proteolysis
Cellular component (GO): plasma membrane
Molecular function (GO): peptidyl-dipeptidase activity; metallopeptidase activity
Source: RefSeq, a predicted model, not a curated record